Molecule: messenger RNA, 1384 nt
Organism: Crotalus tigris (Tiger rattlesnake)
Lineage: Eukaryota; Metazoa; Chordata; Lepidosauria; Squamata; Viperidae
Gene: TMEM244
Product: transmembrane protein 244
Exons: 6
Coding region: 38-556 (172 amino acids)
Source: RefSeq, a predicted model, not a curated record
UGCCCCACUGUCCUUUCCUUUUCCUCAUGAUGUCUACAUGGCUUUCAAGUUUAAAACUGCUGAGACAAAGGUAAAGAAAAUCAAGCUGGCACUGAACUCAGGGACUCUUAUUGUCUCUGACAUAUGGCAGAUUAUUUUGCUCAAUCUGCUAAAAUGUGUGCUAAUAUUCUACCUUGUGUAUUACAUAGUCCUGUGCUUUUGUUUCACAGCAUUCAGAAUUCAAAUGUUGGAUGGAUUUGCACCUUUUGAUUUUAAGACAAAACCUUCAUGGUUUAACCCACACUAUUUAGUUCUUAUAAUAUCAAUGGAAAUAGCCUGUGUUAUCUCUGGCCUGCUCUUUGCCUUGCUGGUAGAAGAAUGGGUUUGGGAUUAUGCCAUAACUAUUACAAUAAUUCACAUCACAGUAACUUCAGCAGUAAUGGCUGAAUUUCCACUGAUGUUGCACUGGUGGGCAGCUUUAGGUUCUGGCCUCAUUUUAAUGAUUUGCAGUGGUCAAUGUUUGGCUUUUUACCUGUUCAAGGACAAUUUUAUUUAUCCUAUUCUUGAUGAUUUCUGAAAUAUUUUGUUCAGUAUCUCCAUUAUGUUUUUAACAAAACAUGCUUGUUUCAGCAUGUCAUUUUCUGAAGAGCAGAAUCAGAAACACUUCAAUUACCUAUUAUUAUUAUUGGUGCUAUUCAGGGAUUUUUUUCCCCCCAUGAUAUUCUGUAAAUGUUCUACUUAUUUUAUUUCUAGCUUAAUAAGUUUUUUUCUUGAUAAAAGAUGGAAAGAAAUAGAAAGAAUAUUUAAAGAUAAACCUUUGCUCCAGCACAUAAUGAAUUUAGUCUGUCAUUAAUUAAUUAAUUAGUUAAUUUGUUUAUAUCCCAUCAUUAUCAUUUGUAUAAAUAACUCAAAGCAGUGAACAUAAUACUCAUUCCUUCUUUUGUUUUCUAACAAGCAACAAUCCUGUGAGGAAGGCUAGGCUGAGAGAGAAUGACUGGCCCAAAGGCACCCAGCUGGUUUUCAUGCCUAAGGUGGGACUAGAACUCAUUGUCUCUCAGUUUUUAGCCUAGGGCAGGGGUGUUAAACUGCUGGCCCGCAGGUGCCCACCCUAGCUCCAGCAAGGGAGAAAAAGUCACAAUAUGUUACAACAUGUCAUGUGACACAGCAAGUUUGAUAUCUCUGGCCUAGGCCCUUAACCACUAAACCAAACUAAUUGAUAAAUUUCUAUGAAUGGUUUUACCAUAUUUGGGGGGGAAACAGGUUUUGUGAGUGCAAGUGUGUGUGUGUGUGAGAGAGUGUAUGUUUCUAGGAAAUUAAUAUUGACAAAUCCAUAUUAAAAUAUGUUAACUGUUAGGGGUGUGGCCACAUUCUAAAACAAAGAUUUUACAAUGGUGCAGAUCUUUAC